Messenger RNA from Diachasmimorpha longicaudata, 1348 nucleotides. Its product is annotated as odorant receptor 13a-like. Gene Ontology annotation, biological process: sensory perception of smell; detection of chemical stimulus involved in sensory perception of smell. The record is from RefSeq and is a predicted model, not a curated record. The coding region runs from base 10 to 1263 and encodes 417 amino acids. Lineage: Eukaryota; Metazoa; Arthropoda; Insecta; Hymenoptera; Braconidae. The transcript has 8 exons. Gene Ontology annotation, molecular function: olfactory receptor activity; odorant binding. Gene Ontology annotation, cellular component: plasma membrane.
CAUCAGUCGAUGAUAAAGUUCAGCACGAUGACGAAGACAGGAGAAAACUCCCAAGUAAAUGAAUCAGUGUAUGCGAACAAGGAUUUUGUUUAUUCGUACGGAUGGAAUCGUGUCAUGAUGCACGCGAUUGGGGGUUGGCCUGAGGACACUGAUAACUUCUUCAUGAGGAAUCGAAUAUUCUUGAAUGGACUUGCUCUUUUUCUUUUUAAUAUUUUACCGCAGUCAGCUAGUAUACCAGUCUUUUGGGGAGAUCUCAAUGCUUUUAUCGAGUGUUUGUCUGUGAAUCUGGCUAUAAGUUUGUCACUUCUUGAGCUAGUUUGGCUUGGAAUUCAGCGACCCACCGUUCAGAAAUUACUGAAGAUGAUGGCUGAAGAUUGGUUAAUAGAGAGAACACCUGAGGAGCAUGAGGAGAUGAUGAAGAUGACUAAAAUCAUCAGACUCAUUUCGUCUCUCAGUUUUUAUGGGACCAUUUGUCUUUUCGUCGUGUUCGUACCUGUACAGAUACUGGCCGGAUUGGCACUCAAGAAUGAUCCUACAGUCGAUCCAAGAUUAUCAAUUGGUUUUCUCUACAGUUGCGUGUUUCCUUUCGAUACCUCAUCACUGUCGGUUUUCAUACCGAUCUGGAUCGGCCAAUUUUUCUGCACUUAUAUAUCGAUGGCUGGAUAUUCCUCUCCUGUUAGUUUCCUAGGUAUGUUCGUAUUCCAUCAAUGUGGCCAACUGAAAUUACUGCGUCUCAGAUUAGAGGGAAUUGUUGAUAAGGAGACGACGGAGAAUCGCCGGGAAUUCUGGAGAAAACUUGGAGCAAUUGUCGAGAGGCAUGAGCAGCUGAAUGAACGUACCUCUGCCAUUGAAGAAAAUUUCAAUAAAAUUUUUCUCGCUGCCGCAAUAGAUUGCAUUUUCGUCACUUGUACUCAGGGUUUUGCAGUAAUUUCGGUGCUACAAACUGAGGGAGAUUUUCCAGUAUUCCAGAUGCUUUUUCUAUUUGUCUUCACUACUUAUGAUUUGGGUCACUUUUUCGUCUACUGUCUGGCAGGAGAUAUUUUGAUAACUGAGAGCUCGAAUUUUGGUGUCUCAUUAUACAACAGUCAGUGGUAUAAGUUAGCUCCUAACGAAGUGAAAUCAGUUCUCAUUUUCACAAGUCGAUGCAUCCUACCGCAAAAAAUAACUGGAGGAAAAUUCACAGAUCUAUCACUUCCCCUUUUUGCAAAGAUAGUCAAAACAGCUGCCAGUUAUCUAUCAGUACUACUCGCCAUGAAAGUGUAAUUGCAAAUCCCUGCGUUCACAUCUGCACAUACACAAUAUUUGUAGUUGAAAUAUUAUAGAAAGAACGAUAGAAUUGCAGUUCCAU